Messenger RNA from Durusdinium trenchii, 381 nucleotides. The record is from the annotation of a GenBank genome assembly. Lineage: Eukaryota; Dinophyceae; Suessiales; Symbiodiniaceae.
AUGGACCGGACCGAACGCCAGGACUGGUUGUUCUUGGUGAAACGCACCUUCGACCAGACUCCCAUGCCGUACACUGCAUUGAUGGGAAACAAAGCAGACCUUUCGCACAUUAGAGCCGUGAAGACGGAGAAGCACAGCCAGUUCGCGGACGAGAAUGACUUGUACAGCUACUUUGUUUCAGCGCGAACCGGAGAUCAGGUUCAUUCCGCUUUCUUCCGGAUCGCAGCGGACCUCGCCGGUGUGUCCUUGACGAGACCUGAGCUGGAGGUGGAACAAAAGAUCACUCGAGCUGAAGUGGUGAACCACCCACGCAACGACCCAGCCCAUCCAGAGGUCAAUGCUGAAGACGUCGGCAAAGAGAAGAAGUGCACUGUGAUGUAG